AUGAAGCUUUCCACUGCACUGGUACUGUUCGCUACGCUGCUCCCCUUCGCCGCCGCAGGCCCCUGCUGCAAUUCCAAAAACGGCAAUUGCGGUGACGGCACCAGAGGAACCCCCUGCUGUGGCUACAGGACCUGCAAUAUCUUCUGCUGCGACUGCGGAGGCGGUUGUCGACACAGCAUCUCUCUCAACAAAUUCACCCUUGCGCGUCUGCAGUCGAAGCAUGCGUCGGGUGCGGAAGAGGCUUUUGAGCUUGCUAAAGAAGCUGAUACUGGCGAGCUUACUCUCCGUCAGUAUACCGAGUACAUGGGCGUGGCGGCUGACGACCCCGUCUACGUUGACUGGUUUUACAAACACGACACAAAUGGCGAUGGCGUCAUCACUGUCGACGAAAUCCGCCUUCAGGACGAGCUGGAGUUGUAG
This is a messenger RNA of Aplosporella prunicola CBS 121167, 420 nucleotides long. RefSeq lists its product as uncharacterized. The record is from RefSeq and is a predicted model, not a curated record. Gene Ontology annotation, molecular function: calcium ion binding. NCBI's taxonomy places the organism in Eukaryota, Fungi, Ascomycota, Dothideomycetes, Botryosphaeriales, Aplosporellaceae. The transcript is spliced from 3 exons. Bases 1 to 420 code for a protein of 139 amino acids.